AUGCACCGAACAUACAGCAUGCGCCAAUCUCGCGCGCCCACGGCGUCGCAGAUUCAGAGCCCCCCGCCACCUUCGUCCUCGACCAAGAGCGGGCGCUUCUUUGGCAAGGCUAACAUUGGCCACACCUUCCGCCACAAAUCUGCCGGUGCCUUCGGACCUGACCUUGCGAAGAAGUUGUCACAACUUGUAAAGAUGGAGAAGAACGUCAUGCGCAGCAUGGAGCUGGUUUCUAGGGAGCGUAUGGAGGUCGCACAACAACUCUCCAUUUGGGGCGAGGCUUGCGACGACGACGUCUCUGACGUCACUGACAAGCUCGGAGUUCUCAUCUACGAAAUCGGUGAGCUCGAGGACCAGUAUGUUGACCGCUACGACCAAUACCGUGUCACCAUCAAGAGCAUCCGCAACAUUGAAGCUUCCGUUCAGCCCAGCCGUGACCGCAAGCAGAAGAUCACCGACCAGAUUGCUCAGUUGAAGUACAAGGAGCCCAACUCCCCCAAGAUUGUUGUCCUUGAGCAGGAGCUCGUACGUGCCGAGGCCGAGUCUCUGGUCGCCGAAGCCCAGCUUUCCAACAUCACUCGUGAGAAGCUCAAGGCAGCUUUCACUUACCAAUUCGACGCCAUGCGCGAGCACUGCGAGAAGCUGGCCAUCAUCGCUGGCUAUGGAAAGCACCUCCUCGAACUUGUCGACGAUACACCAGUUACUCCUGGAGAAACCCGUCAAGCUUACGACGGCUACGAGGCUAGCAAGGCCAUCAUCCAAGACUGUGAGGAUGCUCUUACCAACUGGGUGUCCCAGAAUGCCUCCGUCUCCUCCAAGCUCUCCCAGCGAUCGCGCACCCUUUCUCAACGCCGCCGCAACCAGAACCGCAACAUGGGUGAGGGUGUCGACCUCUCUGGCCAAGACCAGGCUCUCGACAGGGAGUCUGGCCUAUGGAUCCCCGCCGAGCAGCACCAGGGCAACGGUUACGACGACCGUGAGGACCUUGAUGACGAUGUUAACUCGACCAUCGCUAGUGAGCAUCAGCGUGGUCGUGAGGACGAGAGGAUCGUUGCUGCUUAG
This is a messenger RNA of Alternaria arborescens, 1059 nucleotides long. Its product is annotated as Sphingolipid long chain base-responsive protein. The record is from RefSeq and is a predicted model, not a curated record. The transcript is spliced from 5 exons. The coding region runs from base 1 to 1059 and encodes 352 amino acids. Gene Ontology annotation, cellular component: plasma membrane; eisosome filament. Lineage: Eukaryota; Fungi; Ascomycota; Dothideomycetes; Pleosporales; Pleosporaceae. Gene Ontology annotation, biological process: negative regulation of protein kinase activity; eisosome assembly; endocytosis. Gene Ontology annotation, molecular function: lipid binding.